AUGUCGUCGAUACAGAUUUUCCUGUUCAUCACAGCCGUGAUGAUUGCCAUUGCUGACUCGAAAAUCUACAAUAUCAAAGGAUGCAUCGUCAGAGUGAGUAAUCGUCAACUUUUCUUUCGUUUUCUUGUUGAAAGUUUGGCGAAUUCCGUUGCUUUAAAAAUCGUUUAGCGAAUAAUUACAGCGGAAGAGUUGAAAAUAGAAACUUCGAGACCUAAAAUUGAUUACAGUAGGAUUUUUUGUAUUUUUUGACAUAGAACUAUGACAUAAGACCUCGGAAAUUUUCAAUCUAUGACGUCAUAAUUUUACCGAAUUUUCAGGAUGACGUCAUUCAUGAAUGCGACGGAACCUUCACUCCAAUAACGGAAGAACACGAAGCGGCCUUGAAAGCGUAUAUGGAUGAUCUGGCAGCCUAUUAUAGAUUUAUUGUAAGUCAAAUUAAGACGUUUCAAGUAUAAAAAAAAGCUGGCGCUACGACUUUUUGAGUCAGCGACUUUUCGGGUCAACGAUACAAUAGAUCAUGUCGGCUCAUCGUUGUAUGCGUUGGGGAGGCUAGGAGAAGGCUUAGUUACUAGAAUUAAUAAGAUUUAUCGGGUCCUAGGAUAGCUUAUCACCUAUUUUGAGGUAUUUUACAUGUACUAACAUCAAUAAUACCUAGAUAAAAGUUACGGAUCUUCAUUUUUUGCCACAAAUUUUUGUCUUUUAUAUGUUACAAUAACUCAGGGUAAAGAAAACUAACCUUAGUAAUAGCUAAAAUUAGGAAAAGUGGACAUAUUGCAAGCCUUCGCCAAGUCUCCGCCGAGCCUUCGCCGAACGUUCGCCGACCAUCCAACGGCUUUUUCAGGCCUCAUAGGCACUUCUUGCAGCCUGUUUUGGGCAUCCACCUGUCCUAGGUCUCGUAUCGAUCGAUUUUGUGUUGACCCGAACUGUUGUCGACUCGAAAAAACGGGACGCGAAAAAGCUCUCCCCUAACGAUACAAUUCCUUAAAAAUUGAUUUUUUUCAGUAUCCAACCCAGCCCAAUGUUCGCCCCGCUCCUUAUCCAACUUAUCCGAAGUUGUGUAAGACCUGCGACGACCCGACCUUCUAA
Molecule: messenger RNA, 1086 nt
Organism: Bursaphelenchus xylophilus (pine wood nematode)
Lineage: Eukaryota; Metazoa; Nematoda; Chromadorea; Rhabditida; Aphelenchoididae
Source: the annotation of a GenBank genome assembly